Molecule: messenger RNA, 1071 nt
Organism: Camelina sativa (false flax)
Lineage: Eukaryota; Viridiplantae; Streptophyta; Magnoliopsida; Brassicales; Brassicaceae
Product: pectinesterase inhibitor-like
Molecular function (GO): enzyme inhibitor activity
Source: RefSeq, a predicted model, not a curated record
UCCAAAAGCAAAUACAAUCAAAGAUGAAUCAAUUCACCGGAGUUCUCUUCCUCUGCAUCGUUCUCCUUUCCUCCUUCCUCGGAAAUGCUGAUUCCGGUAUGAUCUCCGAUCUUUGCAAACACUCGGACGAUCCAAAACUCUGUCUCUCCAGCAUUAUUUCACGUCCCGAGUCAGGCGAGUUCGCAGGCACAAGCAACCAGAUCGAGAUCAUAGCUAUAUCCGCCGCGUCGGCCAACGCUUCAGCCACUUCUUCCUAUAUCAAGAAUAAGCUCGGCAACGAGGAUCUUGAGCCAGCGACUGAGGCCACGCUCGAGGACUGUCAGAAGAAUUACCUAGACGCCGUUGAGCAGCUCGACGACUCGAUCUCCGCGAUGCUCGCGAACGCGCACGCGGACGUCGACGUCUGGCUGAAGGCGGCGAUAAGCGCCAUCGAGUCAUGUGGAAACGCGUUGGAGUCACGUGCCGGGAACGAUGUGGAGCUUUCGCAGAGGAACGAUAUGUUUCUUAAGCUUUGCAAAAACGCUUUGAUGAUUAACAAAAUGUUAACUUGAUCAAAUUCAUUAAUUAAUUAAUCCCUCACAUAUUUGAAUGUCACAUGUAUAAUACUAUAUGCUUUCCUCUUUCUUUGUUUGUUUCUUUUUGGUUAACUGUUUGUUGUUUGGAUAAAUAUGAGAUUAAUCUAGUCAAAGAAAACAAAAAACAAUGAGAAAUUUUUUACGUUGAAUAAACUUAACAAUGUUAGAGAACAGCCCAACUUGAGACUCUCUCUCUCUUGGGUCCAAAUUGUUGAAGCCCGUAAUAGAGCUUAACACACAAUGCUAAAAUUCCAAUUUCUUCUGUUCAAAAAGCUUAGUAGUCUAAGUGGUCCAACCCAAACUUUUAGUUGAGAUUUUCCAGUUCAAUUCAACUUGGUUUAUUAUACAAAUGAAGCCGGUACGUUGAAUAAGUCUCACGGCUUGGCGGACACUAUGAUUAGGCGGCGUAGAAAUUUCAUGUAAAAAGCAAAAACACAAUGGUGGAAAUCCAACGAAAACGAAACCAGUGGUGGACAUCUACUCGAUCCAUCAUGCA